Girardinichthys multiradiatus is the source of this 4776-nucleotide messenger RNA. Its product is annotated as mucolipin-1-like. The record is from RefSeq and is a predicted model, not a curated record. Gene Ontology annotation, cellular component: lysosomal membrane; plasma membrane. Lineage: Eukaryota; Metazoa; Chordata; Actinopteri; Cyprinodontiformes; Goodeidae. Gene Ontology annotation, molecular function: NAADP-sensitive calcium-release channel activity. The transcript is spliced from 13 exons. Bases 309 to 2033 code for a protein of 574 amino acids.
AUAAAACACUGUCUGUCCCUUUGUUACUAAUCUGGUGAUAGGCCCCUCCCAAACCGGGUAUGACAUGAAAUAAGGAACGUGUAAUUAUACAGCUGUCUGUACCCGACGUCUUCGCCCAGCUCCUGCUUUCAGUGACGUAGCUGCGGUCACGUGGUUAUCCGGAAGCUGCGCUGCGUUUACCUUCGCUUACACUGCGCCACCGAGCAUCCUCCGUCUGCGACGAAAUCAGACACAAUCUGAGGAGAUGAAUCCGUCCUGUUGCCCAUCUCUCUGCUGGUAAUGACCCCUCCGUGACCUCAGUCAUCGUCAUGGCGUCCUCAGGUUACACCUUCAUCCCGGACAGCGCCACAGAAAAGCAUAAACUGCUGUCCUCCAUGUCCAGCUAUGGGUCUCAAGAUGUGCUUGGAUGCGGGAGCCACCAUCCCACUGGUCUGGUGGGCUCUGAGUUUCACCGACAGCUCCUGGAUAAAGAUGAGGAGGAAGAAGAGGAGGCCCUGAGGCGAAAACUCAAGUACUUCUUCAUGAGUCCUUGUGACAAGUAUCACGCGAAGAGGCGCAAGCCUUUCAAACUGGGCCUGCAGCUGCUCAAAAUCAUCAUUGUGACCGUGCAGUUGGUGCUGUUUGGGCUGAGCAACCAGAUGGUCGUGACAUUCAAGGAGGAAAACACAGCGGCAUUCAAGCACCUCUUCCUGAAGGGUUACCAGGACAACCAUCCCCAAGCUGUCCACACGCAGUUGGAGCUGUACAACCACAUCAGUUUUGUCAUAGAUCAGUACAUGACUCUACCUCAGAUCUCUCUGGGUCGGUAUGCAUAUGUAAAGGGCGUUGGUGUAAAUGGAAGUGCUCUCUCCCUCUGCCAGAGGUACUAUAAGACAGGCACUAUCGACCCCGUCAACGACACAUUUGACAUUGACCCACAUGUUGUCACAGAUUGCAUUGGGCUCGAUCCAACGUCUGACAGUUCUGCACCAAGCAACGGCAACUUCAAGAAUUUCACUCUCCAGUUUCACAAGUUGAUCAAUGUAACAGUUGAUUUCCAGCUGAAGGCCAUCAAUAUUCAGACAAUAAUCAACAAUGAAAUCCCCGACUGCUACACCUUCGUCAUCACGAUCGUCUUCAACAACAAAGCUCACAGCGGCAAAGUUAAGAUCUUCCUACAGAACCAGGCAUCCAUAAAAGAAUGUAAAGACCCUAACGUGUCCGGACACGCGGAGAGCUACGUAAGAGAGUUCUUCGAUGUGGUGGUGGCAAUUGUCUGCCUGCUGUCGCUGGUGCUCUGUGGCCGCUCCAUCCUCAAAGGAAUCCUCCUUCAACAUGAAUAUGUGCAGUUUUUCAAACACAAACUGGAACACACUGUUAGCUGGGGGGACAGAAUGGAAUUCAUCAAUGGCUGGUACAUCCUGCUCAUCAUCAGUGACAUGUUUACCAUCGUCGGCAGCUUCAUCAAAAUUGGAAUAGAGUCCAAGACUUUGUCCUCCUAUGAUAUUUGCGGGAUCCUACUGGGAACAUCCACUCUGCUGGUGUGGGUGGGAGUCAUCCGCUACUUUAGUUUCUUUCAGAAAUACAAUAUCUUGAUUGUGACUCUAAGAGCUGCUUUUCCUAAUGUUAUCCGCUUCUGCAGCUGUGUAGCUGUUAUUUAUUUGGGAUACUGUUUCUGUGGAUGGAUUGUCCUGGGACCUUACCAUACUAAGUUUCGCUCCCUGUCCACGGUGUCAGAGUGUCUGUUUUCUCUCAUCAAUGGGGACGACAUGUUUGUGACAUUUGCUGAGAUGGAGCAAAGCAGCACACUGGUGUGGAUAUUCAGCCAGGUCUACCUUUACACCUUCAUCUCCCUGUUCAUCUACAUGGUGCUGUCCCUCUUCAUCGCUCUCAUCACUGGAGCCUACGACGCCAUCAUGGCCCAAACAAGGGAACAAGUUCCCCAGACAGACCUGCACACAUUCAUCGCACAGUGCACAGACACGCCCAGUUCUGGCAAAUUCCGUGGGCCUGAGGGGUCGUCAUGCUCCUUCCUCUGCUGCUGUGAAUGGUAAGAAAGUGGACAAAAAAGGGAGUGAGCAGCAGGUGCAUCAAAAAGCAAAAGACUUUUACAUUUUUAGGCCGUUAUCUUCAAAGACCACAUUUCCACUCCACUGACAACUGCACUCCUUUCUCCACACGCUCAGCAGGGACGUUAAAGGCUGGCAGAGUGAACCGGCCGACCUUGGACUGCUUUUGUCCUCCAGUGCCCGCAUUUGAGUUUGCAUUGAAUUUGUUCUGGAACAGCAGAUUGCUCUGCAUAGUCUUAAGUCCAAUUACCUGCCUCUGCUUUUGUACUGUAUGAAUAAUUUAUUGCCUCUCGCUCAAAUUUUUAGGGCUUAGAUGACCAGUCCUGUAAUGCCAGUAAACAAAAAUUCAUUACAUUAGAGUGAAAAUAGUCUUCAUCAAAUAGAACUGGUUCAACCUUUUGCUUAAGUGAUCUCCUAUGGAAAGGUUUUAUUAUAUAUUAUUUUUUAGUUCUCUACUAGGCUAGAUAAAUUUGGGCCUCUAGAAUUUUUAAACAAACAUUAUUAUGCUACAAGAUUAAGUCAGACAAAAAAAAACUUGCCAUUAUUUUGUUGCUUGAAAUCCUUAGCUUCUAGUUCAUUUCUUGUUUAGAAGUGUUCUUCUACCCCAGUUUAUUUAGCUCCCGAUCCUCUUUGUUCACAUCCAGAGGGGCUAGAUGACAGCUGCGUGUAGAAAAACAAGCCAUGGAGGAAACUUUUUUAAUCACCUGUGUGUAUGAAGUCUUUUUCCAUCGAAGACCCAGGUGAUUGUCCCUAAAUUUAUGGCAAGAUAGACUGUUUUUAUUUCAUACUUCUAUAUGAUAAGCUAUGACACUUUUAAUUGUAAUUCAGGAAAAUGCAUAUAAUUUGAAGUCUAUUCAUGCCAAUUAUUUACCGAAGGAACUGACUUGUUUUGAUUUGAUCAGGCAUCAAAAUCUGUCAUAUUUCAUAGGAGUCAAGUUUCCUUAAUGAGCAUAAGAGGCUAAAUAAAUUGAAACAGGCUGUAAUUCAACAUUUUUAACAUUUUAUUUUCAAAAUAAAUAAAAAUACUUAACUACAGAUAUGUAAUGGCUUAAAUUAAUAGAUAAAUUUGGUUUGUUUACUGGUGAGAAAUUAAAAGAAGAGAGACCAAAAGCAUGAGAAAUGAAACACGGUUGGGCAUUGGCAAUGGGGAGGAUUAACCCGGAGUACAGCACCAUGGACAAUAACACCAUAGACCCGUAUUAAUGUGUAUGGGUAACACACUCAUAGGAAUUCUGGUCUGUUACACCAGAUUGUUGUGAAUUAGUUAAGCUAGGCUAUACUUUGUAUCAGGCAAAUAGUUGUGCUUAUAUGUUUUCUAAUUUGAAAUGUAUUAUUUUACAAUAUUGGUAAAUAAACUGAAUCACCAAGACACUUAAUAUCAAAACUGAACGAUUUUAAUAUUUACUGACAAGAGUUUUUAUUUUAAGCUAAUUUGCCUUCUCACAGCAUCAACCUCGAAAAACAAUAGCUAGCAAGUAGCAUGUGUUAGCUCAGUGAAAUUUUGGAUUAAACUGAGAUUUUAUUCUCUUAUUUUGCACAUUUUGUGAUAUUUUGUUAAAAUAAAGAGGCCUAGAUCAGGUUACUGUCUUUACUCAAUUUUGGCCAAAUCUCUAUUUUCGCCAAGUGUUUUAUCACUAGUUAUUUUAUUUUUAUGACUAAGAACACCUCAACCAACUCACACUCUUCUGUGACACUUUAAAAAAACAUAAUCUGUAGAACCCUACAUAAAUGAAAUUUUAUUCCAGCAAUUUUUUUUGUUUGGCAGUAGGCAUUUUUGGGCUUUUCAGUUUUUAUGAAUUAGUGUUUAGAUUUACAAAAGGGAAUUUUCUUUUCUUUAAUGUUAACUGCCUUAAGGCCCAUACAUCACAACACUGAACUAGACUUGAUCUUUUUUAUUCUGUGACAAACAAUUUCAUUUAAACUAGUUUGCUAUCUCAAAGCAUUAGCCUAAGCUAACAUUAUCUAGCAUUUACAAUGUGUUAGCACCUUGAAAUUUUGGAAUUGUUUGUGGAAUUAUUCUCCAUUUUGCACAUUUUUUUAUUGCUUUCUUUAAGAAAGUUUCCUGUCUUAAAUCGGUUUUGGUCAAAUCUGUAUUUUAACCAUGUUGGGGUUUAAUGACGGCAGCUUUGAUUAUUCUGUCCUUUAUGUUUUGUGUUAAACCUGUGAAAGUGUGAUAGCUAGGUAUAUUAUCUGUAUAUGAGUAAUAUAACCUUUACCGACUUACACUCUUUUGUUGCCCCUAAAAGGACAUGAUUUAUGGAAACUUCUGAAACUGUAGUGUCAUUCCAGCAUUUUUUCCUUUUUUUCUGGCAUUUGUAGUUUUCACUGCUUUUGAGUACUUUAAUUUAUAUGCAUUGAAAACAUUUACAAUGACAAAAGGAGAUUUAUUUUCUUUCAUCUUAAUCGGUAGUUUAUUUAUUUGCAUGGAAAUGUGAAGCUUUACUUAAUUUGACAUUGGUGAAUCAGUAGUGCGCAGCAGAGAAAAGCAUUAUAAAUGCAAUUUAUCAGUUAUAGGAAGGCUCCUUGAUAUUGCUAGUUAUUGAUGGCGGCCACUGCUCACUGCGUUUGUUUGCAUGCACUUCUACCUUUUUUCAUUUUUACCUCAAUUUAAGAAGAAACAAUAGCUAAACGAGAAGCGUCAAGUACCUUUUAACUCACUUUUCUCUACAGAUGCUGUCUUAAUUAUGAGCACACAUUUCAGUUAAAUAAACUGGAAAGACAUACUGUG